This is a messenger RNA of Schistosoma turkestanicum, 2971 nucleotides long. Lineage: Eukaryota; Metazoa; Platyhelminthes; Trematoda; Strigeidida; Schistosomatidae. The record is from the annotation of a GenBank genome assembly.
AUUUCAAAGUAGUCGAAAUUACCAGUUAGCGCUCAGUUCUGGGUUUUUGAAUUCUUGUAAAUGUCGACGUCUGACUCUCUGAGCCGCCGUGGUGGACCUUCGGGUGGAGUUAGCCCCAAUUCAGAGGAACCAGCUUUUGAAGACGAAUCCGCUGCCAUAUUAGGUGAUGAUAAUCUUGAUGAGGAAGAGGAAUCUGGAGAGAAUUUAUUCGGUGAUGACAUGGAACGGGAUUACCGUCCCAUUCCGGAGCUUGACGUCUAUGAGGCAGAAGGUCUUGCUGAUCCAGAUGAAGACCUGGAGGAAUUAUCACCGAAUGCUCGAGCUGAAGCUGAACGUGAAAUGAGACGACGCGAUCGUGAGCGUCUACUUGCAACUGGUGGACUCCGACGUGAUUUUAUAGCCGAUUUGUAUGGUGCAGAGGAUGAAGAAGAAAUAAUCCCUGCGCGCCGCAGGCGUAUUGCAGAGAGAGUCGCUGCUGGUGAUGAUGGUGAUCUAGAGCCUGAAGGUGUGUUGGAAAGUAUUGAAAACCUGGAGGACAUGAAGGGGAUGUCCGUCGUUGAGUGGGUUCAGCAACCUGUCACUCGUCAAGAAAUCAAAAAUCGUUUUAAAGCCUUUCUCAGGACGUUUUUGGACGAAGUCGAUAGGAAUGUGUAUGCCGAGCGAAUAGUACAAAUGGCAAGAGAAAAUAAACAUAGUUUGCACAUCGACUACCAGCACCUGGCGUCGGCAGAACAAGUCCUAGCAUAUUUUCUGCCAGAGGCCCCUCAACAUGUCUUAGAAAUCUUUGAUGAGGCUGCUCGUGAGGUCACACUGACUCGAUUCCCCCGCUACGACAGGAUCACUAACCGGGUUCAUGUUAGAAUAAACGACCUUCCUCUCAUUGAAGACCUGCGUUGUCUCCGCCAUUUUCAUCUUAACCAGCUUAUCCGAACAUGUGGAGUUGUUACAAGCAGUUCUGGUGUUCUACCUCAGUUGAGCGUAGUGCGUUACAACUGUACAAAAUGUGGAUGUCUUUUGGGCCCAUACGUUCAAAACCAAACGGGAUCCGAAGUUAAACCUUCUACCUGUCCAGACUGCCAGUCAAGUGGCCCAUUCGAACUAAACAUGGAACAGACCAUUUACAAAAAUUAUCAACGUAUCACUCUUCAAGAAAGUCCAGGAAAGGUACCAGCAGGCCGUCUUCCUAGGUCUAAAGACGCUAUUCUUCUUGAUGAUCUGGUUGACAGCUGCAAACCAGGGGAUGAGAUAGAGUUAACUGGUAUAUAUACACAUAGCUAUGAUGGAUCACUUAAUACCAAGCAUGGUUUUCCAGUCUUUGCAACUGUCAUACUAGCGAACAACGUCGUACGCAAAGAUGACAAGGUCGCUGUAGGAACAUUAACUGAUGAGGAUACGAGAGCAAUCUUGAAACUUUCACGUGAUGAAAGAAUUGGUGAUCGAAUUUUCGCUAGCAUAGCUCCAAGUGUGUAUGGUCAUGAUGAUAUUAAACGUGGCAUUGCUCUGGCACUUUUCGGCGGUGAACCUAAAAAUCCUGGAGGUAAACAUAAGGUUCGAGGUGACAUAAAUGUUCUCCUCUGUGGUGAUCCGGGGACUGCCAAAUCUCAGUUCCUUAAGUGUGUUGAACAGCUUGCUCCGAGGAGUGUUUUUACAACUGGCCAGGGAGCGAGUGCAGUUGGUCUGACAGCGUACGUUACUCGCAGUCCAAUGAGUCGGGAGUGGACUUUAGAAGCUGGUGCUCUUGUUCUUGCAGAUCGUGGUGUAUGUUUAAUUGACGAGUUCGACAAGAUGAAUGACCAGGACCGAACAUCUAUACACGAAGCCAUGGAACAACAGAGCAUUUCAAUAAGUAAGGCAGGUAUUGUUACAAGCCUGCAAGCAAGAUGUACUAUCAUUGCCGCUGCUAAUCCUAUCGGUGGUCGUUAUGAUCCUACUCUGACAUUUUCCGAUAAUGUUGAUCUAAGCGAACCAAUUUUGAGUCGUUUCGACGUUCUCUGCGUUGUUCGCGAUGCAGUUGAUCCUAUUCAAGAUGAAAUGCUUGCUCGCUUUGUUGUUGGGAGUCAUAUGCGUCAUCAUCCUAAUUUGACGCCCGAGGAGCGUGUCCAGUUGAAUGAUCAAUUAGCAGAACGUGGUGUUCCUCGAAGCGGUUCCUACGCAGACAUCCAACCACUAGAUCAGGAAUUGUUAAAAAAAUACAUUAUUUAUGCAAAAGACCGUAUUCAUCCGAAGCUCAAUCAAAUGGAUCAAGACAAGGUCGCAGCGGCUUAUGCUGAUCUAAGACGUGAAUCUAUGGUAACUGGUAGCUUACCAAUAACUGUUCGACACAUUGAGUCAUUAAUCCGUUUGUCUGAAGCACACGCUCGUUUGCAUUUGCGAGAGUUCGUUAAUGAGGAUGAUGUCAAUAUGGCUUUACGUGUCAUGUUGGAGUCGUUCGUGUCUACUCAAAAAUUCAGUGUCAUGAAGUCAAUGCGACAGACUUUCUCACGAUUCCUGAGUUAUCGUCGAGAUAACCAAGAACUACUAUUGUUCUUACUUAAGCAGCUAGUCCAAGACCGUUUGGCUUUCGAACGUGUUCGACAUGCUGGAAGUCAAGAGUGGCGCAUUGAAAUCACUGAGCGAGAAUUUUCUGAGCGAGCCAAACAGAUAAACAUUAGUUCUGUUCGUGCAUUCCUACAAAGUGACCUUUUCAAAUCACAUCAUUUUGUGUAUGAUGCCAGUCGGAAAGUAAUCGUUCAUACGGUGUAAACGACAAUGAAUUGGUGCUGAACUAGAUUCUCGCUUUAUACAGCUGACAUUAUUGUGCAUCUGUAUAUUAUUUUUUAAAAUACUGACCUGUUUUAUUUACAGAAUAUAUAUUACCUGCUUCUAUUUUAUCAAAGUCUGUUUCAUCAUGGUCUUAUGAUUGUUUUAAAGUACAAUUAUCUGUACAUCUCAUUGUUUUUUUAUGCUAGGAAAAUAAAUUUCUGAUCACUAA